UUUUCAGUAUUUUAACUUUUGAUUUCAUACCAGGUGACACUAGAAGACAAACACAUAUUUUUUUGACUUAAUCCAAGCAAAAUCUAAACAUCUUGAAUUUACGCAAUAUCGAGAAACUCGCUUUAGUAUAUCUGGCAACCCCGCUCUGAAGUGUCAAAACAAAAAUCCGUCAAGUCCAGUCAAUAAUAUUUACUUCCAAUAUUUUUCCCUUUUUAUAAUUAAUUAGGACUCGUGUAUCUGCGUACGACAAAGGUGUUUUCUAAAAUGUCGUCAACCGUUCCUCUCAUCCUAGAGGAAGACUGCGAACGAGGGGGUAAAGACUACGACGAAGAUGGCAUCGAAAACGAUUUCGCAUACCGCAAUAAUGUCAUGCAGGCCACCAAAGGCAUCCGGAUGGCUUUCAUCCGGAAAGUGUACGGAUUGCUCAGCAUGCAGUUACUCCUAACUGUUAUCGUAGCCUCGAUCUGCAUGUUUACGCCACCCAUCAAAAACUUCGUCCACACGAACAACUGGAUGUUGAUGGUUGCGCUUUUCGGUAGUUUUGGUUUAUUACUCGCUUUACACGUGAAGAGGAGAGAUAGCCCGGCUAAUCUUAUCCUUCUUGCCGCUUUUACCGUCGUGGAGGCAUACACUAUCGGCGUUAUUUUGACAUUUUAUUCGCAAGCAGUGGUUCUGCAGGCGUUGCUCCUUACGUUGGUGGUGUUGGGGGGUUUGACUUUCUACACGUUCCAAACGAAACAUGAUUUCUCUGCUAUGCAUUCAAGUUUGUUUGCAGGUUUGUGCAUUUUGAUUAUCGGCGGAUUUAUGCAAGUCUUCUUCCAGUCGACUACUUUUGAAAUUAUCAUUUCCCUAGGAGGGGCGUUCUUGUUCUGUCUUUUUAUUAUUUUUGAUACACAGAUGAUGAUGAAGACGUUGUCGCCAGAGGAGUAUAUUUUGGCCACAAUUAAUCUGUACAUGGAUAUCUUAAAUUUGUUUUUGUAUAUUUUGCGUAUUUUGCAAGCCAUGAAUAGGCAAUAAGAACAUUAGUUUUCUUUGUAAAAUUGUUGUGAUAAUAAUACACUAAAUUCGGCUUGAUUUACGCACAUUUACAUAAAUAUGUCUGCAUAUUUUUUCUGUAUUAAUUACCUGUGAAACAUGUGAUACUGUUUUGUGUAUAUUUGAAAGGGUGGGUGCAAAAGCAGGUAAUUCUAAUUUAUAAAAGAGCGUUUCAUACGUUAGCAAUAAAAUUGUUGACUUAUUUAAAUUAUAUGCUACGUGUAAAACACGUGAAGUUGCAUUCUCCUGAAAUUAAUUAUUCUAUAGAGUUUAUAUUGGUAAAACCCUUUCAUAUUUUGAAACGCUGUUUGUAUUUUCCAAAAAUUGUACAAAAUGGAACGUAUUUUGGACCCACUCUUCAUUGUGAAAUAUAUGAUUUAUUGAAAAUAAUAAAUUCACAAAAGUUACAAAGUUUUCCA
Molecule: messenger RNA, 1454 nt
Organism: Zophobas morio
Lineage: Eukaryota; Metazoa; Arthropoda; Insecta; Coleoptera; Tenebrionidae
Product: protein lifeguard 4-like
Exons: 5
Coding region: 265-1017 (250 amino acids)
Biological process (GO): negative regulation of apoptotic process
Source: RefSeq, a predicted model, not a curated record